Molecule: messenger RNA, 2478 nt
Organism: Monomorium pharaonis (pharaoh ant)
Lineage: Eukaryota; Metazoa; Arthropoda; Insecta; Hymenoptera; Formicidae
Exons: 6
Coding region: 381-1592 (403 amino acids)
Source: RefSeq, a predicted model, not a curated record
GCUAGUCGCGUCCUCAGUUCAUGAUCGCACGUAUACACAUGAUCAUCGCUCAGUUAUCGUUCGACUAAAACUUAGUGUCUAUUGCUACUGAAAGAUGAAUCUCAGCAUGAGUUUAAUGUUCAAGUCUGUUAUCCAGGAAUGAAUCAGCAAUGCUAUUGAUAUAAAUUAGUAAAUUAGUAGAUGUCGUGUUCGUUAUUUACAGUGAACAAUAAAAUAAUACGCAUACCGCAAUUUUUUUCCAAUGUAUAAAAAAAAUGUACUAAUAUAAAAUCUACCAUUAUUGUUUAAUGUGCAACAUUUCACGACUGGAAUAAAAUGAAACACUAAAGUGAGCAUUUAAGUGAAAUAAACAACUAAAAUCGGAGACGAAGUAAGUAGAAAUGGCCCAAGAGACACCGACAUGGCUGAACUCAAGCUUCGUAGAGAAGAUCCUACGAGAGUCAGAAGGCGACGAUUCGAUCCGGGUGAUUGAUAUAAUUUCGAAAUCGGCCACGGCUAAGGGUGACCACUACUGCAGCAACAUGAUGAGGGUUACUGCCAAAUUUUCGCAUGGUCAAGGUGAUGAGAUUACAGAAAAAUCAAUGAUUUUUAAAAUUGCACCUUCACUCGAAUCCGCUCAAGGGGAAAUUCUCGCAGAAUCAGGUGCCUUUGACUUUGAGAUAUCGAUGAUAUCAGAUACGUUGAAUAAAAUGAAUAAAUUGUUAGAGCCGAAAUACCGCUUAGGACCAAAAGGUCUAUACGUGCAAAAGGAAAAUCCACAGAUUGUGGUGAUGGAGGAUCUCUCAGCUCUCGGUUAUCGCAUGGCCGAUCGUUUGAGUGGUUUUGACCUAGACCAUAGCAUAUUGUCAAUUCGCGCAUUAGCAAGAUUUCAUGCAACCUCUGUAGCCGUAUGUGAAAAGGAACCAGAGCAAAAAAAGAAGUAUGCGAUAGGAACUUAUAGUAACGAACACCCAUCAAGUGUGGCCAAUUUUUACAUUGUGACUACUAAAGCUUUAGCGAAGGAGAUUGCAAAUUGGCCAGGAAUGAAAAGAUACGCUGAAAAAAUUGCUAAAAUUGCCGACCGUAUAUAUGAAAUAGCAAUAGAUGUAUCCAAGCCCUCUGAAGAUGAAUUUAAUGUUAUUAAUCAUGGUGAUUACUGGGUGAAUAAUAUGUUGUUCAAAUAUGACGAUAAUGGCAAACCAAUUGAUCAUAUUUCUGUGGACUUCCAAACGUGCUUCUACACAUCGCCGGCGAUGGAUCUUCUCUAUUUUCUCGAGACAAGCCCUUCCUUAGAUGUCAUUGAAAACAAGAAAGAUAUUUUAUUAAACGAAUACCUUGACACGCUAUCAACGACCAUGAAGCAACUGAAUUGCAAGACACAGCCGCCUACUAUGGAAGAAUUGAAGGAUAUCUUAAAACGAAAGGCUAGCCUUGGAAUGAUAACAGCUUUCACAAUUUUACCAUUAAUACUAUGCUCUAAGUCUGAGGCGAAAGAUUAUAAUGAGAUUAUGAACGAUGUUGAAAACCAUCCAGGUUUUAAAAGCGAAAUUUUUAGAGAUGUAAUAAUGAAGAGAAUUCCCAUGUAUGACGAGUGGGGUUUACUGGAUCUUUAAUGCAUAUUCAAUCAUGAGUAAAAAAAAUUUUAAAAAGAAAAAAAUACACUUUUAAAGCUACUCUAUAUUCUCUAAAGUAUUUUCUUCAAGAAUAUCAAAAGUUUGUCUCUAUCUUAACAAUUAAUGCUAAUGUUUCAUGAACAUUACAGUCCACCAGGGCAAGAAGCAAUCUACUAUAUUGUUCUUCUAAAAGAUUUUAUUUUUAUAUGUCGUUCAAAAUAAAAAAAAUGAAGGUGAGGGGAAAAUAAAGGUAUAGGGAAAAAGAAAAGCUAAAAAUACGAUGGAAGUGAUGACUUUUUAAAAUCGAAUCGGCCAGGCAAUUUUUGAUGAAAAUAACAUAUCUGAAAGUGUAGUUUUUAGAAAUGCAUUAAAAAUAAUAUGAAAAAGUUGUCUUGUUUUGUAAAUAUUAUAUAAUUCAAUAUAUUAACAAAAAAACUAGUCUUAUUGAAAACUCUUAUUUAUAAAAAAAAUGCGUGUAUGUAUAUAUAUAUUAUAUAUAUAAGUAAUAUACAUAUAUAUAUACUACAAUAUAUGAUAUCAUUCUAUGUUAUUACCAAUACAAAAGUAAUAUACAAAUUUAAGAUACAAAAAAAAGAAUUUUAUGCUGUUGUGAUAUAAAAUGUGCAUCAAAAAAUUGUAAAAAAAUGUAAAUAUUAUAAAGAAAACUAUAUAUCCAUUGUCUUAUAUAUAUGUAUAUUGUACUAGUCACAAAAUUAUUUUAUGUUAUUAUCUGUGUCUUUAGAGACUUUAGUUUUUGAGACAUUAAUUUUAGACAUUAAAACUAUUGAAGAAGAAAUAAAUAAUAUUAAUAUGUAAUAUUAAUACUACUGUGUAAAUCAACAAUGUACAUGUAUAAAUAAUAAAACAAUAAUUAUUAAAUAUAAAA